UGAGGAUCAGCGUCGCGGGUCUGAUGAGUGGAACUGAGGCAUAAUGGGAGCAGGCGCCGACUCGACGGGGACGAACCCCCCAAAACACCCUGACCUCUGAACCCGAGACACACAGUGAGCACGGUGUCAUGGAUGCCGUAGAUCCAUCUCCUCUGCGACGUUUCGUCAUUGCGAAACAUUCGAUCACCUCCAUCUUUGACCAGCUGCUGGACUUUGUGAAGGAUGGCUGCGCCUUUGUGGAUGAGGCGUGGCGCAGCGAGGACCUGGGUCAGGUGGCCGUGGAGGAGCAGAGUUUGGAGAUGCAGAGCUGUGCCAUCAAGCUGACGACCAUCAGAGAUGUCCUGCUCAGGAGACACAUGAAGGUGGCGUUUUUUGGCAGGACGAGUAACGGGAAGAGCACAGUGAUCAACGCCAUGCUGAGAGACCGAGUGCUGCCCAGCGGCAUCGGUCACACCACCAACUGUUUCCUGAGCGUCGAAGGGACCGACGAAGACGAGGCUUUCCUCAUUACCGAGGCGUCCACCGAGAGGAGGAGCGUGACUGUGAGUGAGACGGUGAACCAGCUGGCUCAUGCUCUCCACAUGGAUCCCACUCUGGACUCGGGUACACUGGUCAAAGUCUUCUGGCCUAAAAGUCGCUGCGCUCUGCUGAGAGACGACUUGGUGCUCAUGGACAGCCCUGGCACCGAUGUCACCCUGGAGUUGGACAGCUGGAUCGAUAAGUUCUGUGUGGACGCAGACGUCUUUGUUCUGGUGGGAAAUGCAGAGUCCACUCUGAUGAACACGGAAAAACUUUUCUUUCACAAAGUCAGCGAAAAAAUCUCCAAACCGAACAUCUUCAUUCUCCACAACAGAUGGGACGCUUCAGUGACCGAACCAGACUACAUCGAAGAGGUGAGGAACCAGCACCUGGACCGCUGCGUGGGGUUCCUCGCUGACGAGCUGAAGGUGGUCGGCCUGGAUGACGCCGCGGGGCGGAUCUUCUUCGUCUCUGCUAAAGAGGUUCUGAGCGCCAGGAUGCAGCGAGCACAGGGCAUGCCUGAGACAGGUGAGACAGGGGGCGCUCUGGCUGAGGGUUUCCACGAGAGGCUGAGAGAGUUCCAGAGGUUUGAGAGGACGUUUGAGGAGUUCAUCUCUCAGUCUGCAGUGAAGACCAAGUUUGAGCAGCACACGGUGAGAGCGUGGCAGAUCACAGAGGCCAUCAAAGGUGUGAUGGACGCCAUCAACAUCGCCUCUGCCGACAGGAAGAUCUGCUGCCUGGAGGAGCGAGAGGACCUGAGAGACCGGCUGGACUUUGUUCGAGGGCAGAUUAACCGUCUGAGCGCCAGCGUCAAAGAGAGGAUCAGGACUCUGAGCGAUGAUGUCACAGCCAAGGUGUCCUCGGCGCUGACGGAUCAGAUCCGCUCACUUCCUGUUCUGGUGGACGAGUUCAGAGCCGACUUCAGCCCCACGCAGGAAACUCUGCUGCUCUACAAAACUAAGCUGCUGCAGCACGUGGAGGAGCGGCUCAUCGGCGGUUUGGACCACCGCUGCUCUGUCGGCGUCCUCAGAGACAUCAGAGACGCCCAAAGUCACAUGAUCGACGCUGUCCGUCCUCUGCUGUCUCCGGCUCUGCAGGAGCAGCUCUCCACUCCCUCCGCCUCCUUCGAGCUGACCUACGACCUUGGCCUCGCCGCCCUCUGUGCAGACUUUCAGGAGAACAUCGACUUCCAGUUUUCUCUGGGCUGGACUGCCCUCGUCACCCGCUUCAUCGGUGCCGCAAACGCCAAACGAGCGCUGAGUGGCGCCGACCGCGCGCAGAAGGAACGCUCCACCUUUAGGGAUGAAAUGGUGGUUUCCAUAGCAACGGGUCUGGUCUCUGUCACAUCCAGGGCGUCCAUGACGGUGCUGGUGAUCGGCGGAGUGGUGUGGCGUUCAGUGGGCUGGCGUCUCAUCGCCCUCUCUGUCUCUCUGUAUGGUCUCCUCUACCUGUACGAGAAACUCACCUGGACUGAUGCCAGCAGGGAGCGCGCUCUGAAGCAGCAGUUUGUUGAGCACGCCGCUCAGCGCCUGAGAGCCAUCGUCCCCGUCGCCAGCAGCGCCUGCAGCCAUCAGGUGUGCAAGGAGCUGUCGUCCACCUUCAGUCGCCUGACUCAGAGGGUGGAGCUGAGUGACGCUGAGCUGGAGGGAAACAUCCGUCAGCUGAGCUUCAGGAUCCAGAGACUGGAGAACAUCCAGAGGCGUUCCAAGGCCUUCAGGAACAGAGCCACCGAGCUGGAGACUCAGCUGGAGGUCUUUUCGGUUCAGUACCUGCAGGAAAACUAAAGAAGAAGAACUGCUGCUGUGGUGAAGCUCCUGGCCAAUCAGAAGCUGGUGGAGAGUCCUGAGGUAUUGCUCGUCGCCCAGCGUUAACACCGACAGUCGCAUAAAUCCCAGACAGCUCCCUGCUCAGGUGACCUUCGUCACCAACCAACACAAACCAAUAGAGGACAGCUUACCACUGAGGGCUGAACAGGAAGCAGCAGGAGACCCUGAGUCGACGCUUUUGCUUUAGAAUCAAGGGUCAAAGUUCGUCUGUAGGCUCGUACAGUCUGGCCUUCAUGAGCAGCUGAUGAGCUCCUGAAUCUUUGGCUCCACCUUCAGGCCAUUUGGGUCUCCUGAGGUGGUGAGUGGAUGCUCCGCCUUCGCCGCGACCACAAACAGCUGAACCUCAGCAGCUUAUCUCACACCAGCUUCUAAUAUCUCAUCAUGUGACUGUGAUUAGACGUAUUGAUCAGUGAUAGAAUCCAUAAAUCUGUGCAUUAUUGCUCCGACGUGUGAUGUGUUUCAGAGCUCCACCUGGCAGGAAGUCAACCUUCUAGUGAAAAAUCAAGAAAAUAAAAGCAUUG
This is a messenger RNA of Maylandia zebra (zebra mbuna), 2866 nucleotides long. The record is from RefSeq and is a predicted model, not a curated record. Lineage: Eukaryota; Metazoa; Chordata; Actinopteri; Cichliformes; Cichlidae.